AUGGCGCACCUGCGUACCGCGACCGAAUCGUCCCAUGCCUCGUCAUUUCCUUCUCGAUGGGAUCCGCACGCCAAUGAAGCAACAUUGGCCCACGCGAGCCCUUCCAGCUUCACAAUCUCCCAGUCCCGGCUAUCGGUGCCAGACAGGUUGGCGAAGCGGAGGCCAGAAAGAAAAGGCCCGAGGGACAACCUCUCAAUAUUCUGCAAAAACCUACCGCAGACCCUCGAGGCUUGGCAAACACGCAGCGAGGCUCUCUGUCUCACUACUGCGGAUGGCAUACGGACAGCACUCCGCACGCUUGUGUCAUCGAAUCCCCCAGCAUCUACGUCAGAAACAUCUUUUGACCUGACGACCUUCGAGAAGUAUUUGACGGAAAAGAGAAGGCGCAUCAUUGGCGGGGAUGAAUAUCGAUCGGCUUGUCUAUCUUCAUUUACGGACCUCAUCUUCCUCGGCGAGUGUAGUGUCGCAGCUGAGUUCGGCGUCAGCACAAAACUGCUCGAUCGCGCCGUGAGCGGGUAUCUGUCUACAACCGACAGCAUUUCAAGAAACGUGUCGCAGCAUUAUCGGAAAGUGCCGCGAAAGAUAUCGGAAUGGAUGGACAAGUUGUACAUGACUGGCGGGCGUGUCGCCUUCGAGCUCUUUCUACACGGUAAGCAUCACUGGCAAAGAAGGAUGGGGUCAACGCUAACCAGGUCUUCAGCCAGAAGGUCCAUCUCUAGCUACGACGCUUUAGCACGGUCAACCAACAUCGACACAGCCUUCUUCGACCAGAUACAUAAGAUGAUACCAGACGAGUUGCACAAGAGACACAUUACGGAUCGUGCACUCUAUCUUCCUUUUCUGGUCUGGGCCAGCAUCCUUGUCAACGUCAAGAAAGACUGCUUUGACGAACUCUGCCGCACCUUCCCACUCGCCAACGUCACCUACAACGACUUCGAGCGAUGCCUCUCGUUCCUCACCGAAGGUCAACCUGAGAUAUCUCUCACUCUAGCACAAUCGGCGCGCAACGCCCGGUCGGGUACGGUCGACACUACCGGCCCCAAUACUGCGCGCCUCAAACGCGCCGCGCCCAGUGGUCCGCGAAGGGCUCACAAGCGGCUUCGGGCUGGCCCUCCACAAGGCCCAGUCGGACCGCAGUACACAGCAGAGGGAGAAAUGACGGCCACCACAGAAAGAAGCGCAUCUGACGACCAGAAUGCACGAAAUGUGAGCCGCCAGCGUCCCAGCACUGCGAAUGUCUCACACGACGCAGCCCAGCAGUUUUCGGUACGAGACGACAACGCCGUCCACUUAUCCCCCCCCCAAACGGCCAUCUUCUGCAGUGCCAUGCAUUGCGAUCUUACGUCGUUCGCUGCUGGUCAUGAGCCGCCAGACUGUCCACCGCCAGAGCAGUUCUCAUGCCCUCCAGAACUCCCUACACAAGGCCCUCCACAGGGGUAUGUAUAUGUCGCAGCCGGCAUCGACGUCCCCGUGGCUUCUUGUAAUAUCGGCCAGCUGGAUAAUGCUACGGUCGGUCUCAUGGGUAGCGUUUCUUCCGAGGGCGCUGUACAGGCUUGGACUCCGGAGAGCCAUUGCGGCCCGUGCCCGGGUGGAUUGGGCUGUUCGGCGGCCGGGGCGGGAUCAGUCGGAACCAUAAUCCACACCGGAUCGGGACAGAUAGGUGGGGUUGAGCUAUGCGUUGUACUGUGA
This is a messenger RNA of Colletotrichum abscissum, 1689 nucleotides long. RefSeq lists its product as uncharacterized. The record is from RefSeq and is a predicted model, not a curated record. Bases 1 to 1689 code for a protein of 562 amino acids. Lineage: Eukaryota; Fungi; Ascomycota; Sordariomycetes; Glomerellales; Glomerellaceae. The transcript has a single exon.